CGCUUUACUACCACUUCAUCCCUUCCCAGCGGCGCCAACCCACCCGAACCCGAUCCACCCGAGAGAUCACGCAGCAACCAGCCAACCCCGAGACCCACGGAAACAAAUCAUACGUACCUACGUGCGCGCUUGGCGGCAAUGUGCAGAGGCACGGUGGACGGCCUCCGCCCGCUCGGAGCCCGGCGGCGGCUCGAGGUGCGGGCGUUCUACCUCCGCCUCUCCUCGUCAUCUACAUCGGCGCCGCCCGCGGAGCUCACGCUCGUGUACCGCCCGGCCAUCGGCGGCGCGGCGCUGGAGCUGGCCGGCCGCGCGCUCCCGCCGGCGUGCCCCGCCGAGGUCACCCUCCUGCGCGUGCGCGGCAACGAUGGCAAGGACGACGCGCCGGCGUACGCGAACGCGGACCGCGUCUCGGCCACCGAGGGCGCGCGGUUCGAGGUGUACGCCGCCGGGAAGGAGGAGCUCGCCGCGGAGGGCGCCUUCGCGUGGCGCAACGGCGGGUGGCGCGUCGAGUGCCGCCGCCCGGUCGCCUCGCGCUCGCCCGUGGCGGAGGUGCUGGUCCUCGCGGUGGGCGGCGUGCUCGUGAGAGCCAGGGCCAGGGCGUCGCCGGCGAGGAGGAUUGGGUGCGCCACGCGGCUCGAGGGGAUACCGGAGGAAGAGGACGCGCCGUGCGAGUGCGGAGCGUGCGGAGACGAGUGGGAGAUGGUCGGCGCCAUCGUCGACGAGUUCAAGGAGCACGAGGAGGAGGCGGAGGAGGAAACGAUGCGGUGGGCGCUGGAGAUGGGCGCCUGGGCGGUGUGCGUCGGGGUCGGUCUGCUCGCCACCGCCCGCCGGUUCAGACGGAGGCGGCCCGCGCUCCGGUGAUCCCGCCAAGAGUCAAGGGUACAUGUUCGCCAGGAUAUUACAGUAGCUUCUUGUUUCUUUCUCAAGAUUGUAGUAUGUACGUAUAUACGUACUAUAUAGACGGAGUAAAUUGCAGAAGACCACCACUUUAGAGAUUAGAUUUCCAAAAGGCACUAUAAUACAUUUCUUUUGCAAAAAACAACACGUCUAUGGUAAUGUUUUUGCAAAAAAUACUGAUCGGCGGAUCAGGCUCAGUUAAGUGAGUUCAUGACAGGUGGGUCCAUUUUUACCUACGUGACAUGACUUUUUGUGCCAGGUGAAUUUUAAUCUAAAAUUACAAACUAGACCUUAAAAAUUUACACGACACUCCUAAAUUAAAAAUGAAAAACGCAAUUAGCCCCCGGUUGUCGUUCUGCAGCAGAUUGGCGGUGCACUGUCCGAUUUGUCCGUCGCCGGUGGGUGCAGAACGCCCUUGCUCUGGUCGUCGUCCUCCCGAUGUAGCCCCACGCGCUGACCACACCGAGUUGUGCCCAGGUCGCCGACUACUGCCGAGACAGGCUCCACGCCGCGCUCGCCGAGGAGCUGCGCGCCGCAAGUACCCACC
This is a messenger RNA of Triticum aestivum (bread wheat), 1444 nucleotides long. RefSeq lists its product as uncharacterized. Bases 139 to 861 code for a protein of 240 amino acids. The record is from RefSeq and is a predicted model, not a curated record. NCBI's taxonomy places the organism in Eukaryota, Viridiplantae, Streptophyta, Magnoliopsida, Poales, Poaceae. The transcript has a single exon.